AUGGCUCGUAGUUGGUCCCGCUUCGCCAUCCUCGCCGGCCUGGCCUUGCGCCCCAGUGCAGCCGCCGCCGCCGCCGCCGCUCCCCACUUCAACUGGGAGGACAUCGAGCCCUCCAGCCAGCUGCGCUACACCGACUGCUACGACAACUUCCAGUGCGCCCGCCUCCUCGUGCCCCUCGACUGGCUCGACGAGGAGAACCCCACCGCGUCGCCCUCGCCAUCGUCAAGCUCCCGCCACCGUGCCCGACACCGACCCGGCCUACGGCGGCCCCAUUCUCGAGGGCGAGCGCCGCUACGAAAUGAUUGGCUUCGACCCCGCGGCGUCAUGCACACCACCCCACGCGCCGACUGCUACCCCGACCUGCUCACCCGCGCCACCGAGAACCUCCAGGCCCACGGCAUCGGCAGCCUCCGCACCGACAACCCCCGCCUGGCUUGGCGUCACGCCCUGAGCCGCGCCUACGGCCAGCGCUGCGACGAGACCCUCGGCGAGGACGGCGGCAUCCUCGGGUACGCGAGCACCGCGUCGGCAAAGUCUGCCAAGCCCGCCCGUCUCCAGUACAUGGGCUUCUCGUAUGGUACUCUGCUGGGCAACACCUUUGCGUCCAUGUUCCCCGGCCGCGUCGGCCGCAUGAUCAUUGACGGAGUGUGCGAUAGCGAGGAUUACAUGGCUGGGACAUGGCUCGCCAAUCUCUACGAUACCGACGAGCUGAUCGAUGCCUUGUACAAAAGAUGCUUCGACCUCGGCAGCAAGUGUGCCCUAGUGAAGAAAGAGGACAAGAGCUGGCACGACCUCAAGGACAAGGUCACCGCCGCCCUGGACCACCUCUCCCGCAAUCCCGUACCCAUCAAGACGGACGGCGGCACCAUGCUCCUCGGCAGCAACGACAUCAACACCCUCGUCUUCGCCUCCCUGUACAAGCCCAGCGCGCUCUUCCUCGCCGUCGCCGGCGUCCUCGACAUCGUCGUCCAGCGCGACUACAACAGGCUCGCCUUCCUCCUCCAGGCCCUCUUCCCCGCCAUGCAAACCUACUGCCCCCUCUGCGUCCUCCCCGACCACGUCCCCGACUCGUCCGUGCUCCCCUUCGACGACUGGUCCGACUACUUUGAUCAGCUCCGCAACCAGUCCCACAUCAGCGCCCCCAUCUGGGCCGAAAUCCGCUUCCGCUGCUCCGGCUGGACCAACCGUCCCAAGAAAGCCCGCCGCCCCGCUCCUCUUCCUCUCCUCCCGCCUCGACCCCGUCACCCCGUGCGCAACGCCUUCGCCAUGUCCGCCCGCCACCCGGGUUCUUCCGUCGUCAUCCAAGAGUCCCUCGGCCACUGCGCCCUCGCCUCGGGCGUCAGCCGCUGCACCGCUGACAUUGUGCGCACCUACUUUGAGACGGGCCAGGUCCCCGAGUCCGGCACCGUCUGCGAGGAAGACUUUGCCGCCCUUUCCGCCGACGCAGCUGCCGCCGCCGGAGAUACCGCCCCCGUGGUUCCCUUUGGUCUGCCUGGCACGAGCGGCCUUUCCGGCGAGGAGCUCAUGGAAAAGCUUGCCGACUUGAGCAGGGUCUGGGCCCAAGGGGGCUGGGAGUCUGGCCAGGGCGGUCGGGGGUCAGAGGCGCAGGAGGUGAUGCAGGAUAUUGAAAUUGGGGAGUUGUAA
Parascedosporium putredinis is the source of this 1644-nucleotide messenger RNA. The record is from the annotation of a GenBank genome assembly. NCBI's taxonomy places the organism in Eukaryota, Fungi, Ascomycota, Sordariomycetes, Microascales, Microascaceae.